Molecule: messenger RNA, 1207 nt
Organism: Aedes aegypti (yellow fever mosquito)
Lineage: Eukaryota; Metazoa; Arthropoda; Insecta; Diptera; Culicidae
Product: integumentary mucin C.1-like
Exons: 2
Coding region: 445-1059 (204 amino acids)
Source: RefSeq, a predicted model, not a curated record
UAUGUGCCAAUGAAAAAUCAAUAUCAGUGUCUAAUACGAAUACAAAAUUGAGUAAUUGACAAUCGAAAUCAGUCCACUAGUCACUUAGCACAAAUGACAUCAGAUUCGAGUUUGAAAAAAUAAAACAGUUCACAUCGCAUGAUCUGUAUAACAAUGUUAAUUGAAACAACUUCAGCAUUCAUAACAUUGUUCGAGUGAGAACCUAAGUAAUUGACAAAGCCCCACUAUUUCAUGAAUGAAUCGCAUGCGUGCUAGGGGGAAUAGUUUCACGCAGCGCCCGUUAUCACCAAAAGCUCGUGGAGUGGAAUCGACUGCAGAGCUAAAACACACGUUUGCCGGGUUGGCGUUGGUCAGUUCCUGGUUUGCGAUUUGAAUAAAAACUAUACCCAAGGUGAGUCAAGUCAUCAGUGCACUCCGGUACAGUUCCAAUCCAAUCAAGCCAAGAUGAAAUUCGCUGCCAUUGCCAUCAUCGUCGCCUCAGUUUGCGUCAACUGGGUGAUCGGUGCCCCACAAUGCCUGAAUUGCCAGUGCACCAAGCCGUUCGAGGAGUACCAACUGUGUGGAACGAACUGUCCCAAGACAUGCGACAACCCAUCCGGAGGAACCUGCGCUCCAGUCUGCGUGGCUGGAUGCUUCUGUAUGGAGGGAUACGUUCGCAGCGCUGAUGGAUCCUGUGUUCUUCCUGAAAAUUGUCCAUGCGCCCCUAGCACUCCAGCCCCAUGCACGACCACUCCACCACCGUGCACUACUACGACUCCGGAACCAACCACUACUCCAUGCACCACUACCACUCCUGCGCCAACAACGACUCCGUGCACAACUACAACUCCUGAACCUACCACUACUCCGUGCACCACUACCACUCCUGCGCCAACAACGACUCCGUGCACAACUACAACUCCUGAACCUACCACUACUCCAUGCACUACGACCACUCCUGAACCUACCACUACACCGUGCCCUACAACCACUACCACUGAGCCUUGCACGACCACAACUACCACUGAGCCUUGCACUACUACUACCACAGAUCCUUGUACCACCACGACUCCUUGCUAGAAAAUUAUUGGCAAGAAGCCUCCUGAUACGGUAAACUGAAACAAGCGCUCGACUCCUCAGGCUGGUUACAUAAAACGUAACUGUGAUUGUAACAAUAUUUUCGGGAAAAGAUUUGGUAUCUAAUCAAUACAUCGACAAUUGAAUAUCA